This is a messenger RNA of Anarrhichthys ocellatus (wolf-eel), 3286 nucleotides long. It is a transcript of the gene hcn3, whose product is annotated as hyperpolarization activated cyclic nucleotide-gated potassium channel 3. Gene Ontology annotation, molecular function: voltage-gated potassium channel activity. Gene Ontology annotation, cellular component: HCN channel complex; membrane; axon. Lineage: Eukaryota; Metazoa; Chordata; Actinopteri; Perciformes; Anarhichadidae. The transcript is spliced from 7 exons. Gene Ontology annotation, biological process: potassium ion transmembrane transport; regulation of membrane depolarization; sodium ion transmembrane transport. The record is from RefSeq and is a predicted model, not a curated record. The coding region runs from base 536 to 2407 and encodes 623 amino acids.
GUGAGUGGACGCAGUUAUGCCAACAAGCCGAUUAUUGAAGACUACUGAAGCCUCUCUGUCAAUUUGCGUUCGAUCAAACAAAGACGGACACACAAUACAUCUGAGGCUGAAGUUUUUGUUUUUACGGGGCGGAGGAUUCAUUCAGCAAAUCACAGGGAAGUACUUUUUUUAAUGGCUGCAACUUUUUAUGGAUUUGAGAAAGCCAUUGUUUCUAUUAUAUACGAUUUAGAGACUUGCAAUGUGUAUUUGCUAAUCUGUAGAGAGCUAAAAGUGUUUUUUAGUCGCUGUGGUGUCACUGUUUUAUAUUUUUAAUCUCAGUACCUGCAUGUUACUUUAUGUUUACAGCCUGCCUAAAAGUAUUUCAGAAAAGUUUUUUUUAUUUUGUGAAGGAAGUUAACACUAAAAGAAUGCAUGAAAUGAAAAUGGCAGCUGCAGUUUACUUUUUUAGUAAGUGAACUUUACAACCAGGUCCCUACAAGCCAAGUCAUAGGGAAAAUAGAGCCCACUUUGUCUUGCCCAGUUUAAAGUGCAAAGUAUGAAAAUGAACAGCCUCUCCAGGAGUACCGAGGACCAGAGAAACAUUAGCGAGAGCCCGUCUCACAAACCGGAGACAUCCAGGUACCGCAGCUGGAGCAGCCUCCGCUUCUCAAGGUGGAGAAGCGGCUCCCAGCGGACGACCCCCCCUGGUACCCCCUCCCCAAAGGCAGAGAAGAGGGCCGAUGUGACCAAGACGCUCUUCUCCUUGGUUCAGACUCACAAUGACGACUUUACGGCAGAUCCAGAUGGCGUACUUGAAACCAACGAGGAGGGCGAAGGAGGCAGCGACUACACAAAACCCUCAUCGGACCAGUCCACCUACUUCCAGAAGAAUUUAGUGUCAAUUUUGCAGCCCGGGGUCAACAAGUUCUCCCUGCGCAUGUUCGGCAGCCAUAAGGGUGUUGCUGCUGAGCAGGCCAGGGUCAAGAGCUUUGGAGUGUGGAUCAUCCACCCUUACAGUGAUUUCAGGUUUUACUGGGACAUCGUGAUGCUCCUGUUGAUGAUGAGUAAUCUGGUCAUUUUGCCAUGGGGAAUCACCUUCUUUGAAGACCAGAACACCGGGCCCUGGAUCACCUUCAACGUCCUGUCUGACACUCUCUUCCUCAUGGACCUGGUUUUCAAUUUCCGCACAGGCAUCCCGGUAGAGGACAGCCACAUCAUCCUGGACCCCAAAGAUAUCCGCAUGCAAUACCUCCGCACCUGGUUCCUUGUGGACUUCAUCUCCUCCAUCCCCGUUGACUACAUCUUCCUCGUUGUAGACCUGGAGUCCCUGCAGGACUCGUCUGACGUGUACCGCACCGCCCGUGCCCUGCGCAUCGUGCGCUUCACCAAGAUCCUCAGUCUGCUGCGUCUUCUCAGACUGUCUCGCCUCAUUCGUUACAUUCACCAGUGGGAGGAGAUUUUCCACAUGACUUAUGACCUGGCCAGCGCUGCGGUGCGCAUAGUCAACUUGAUUGGUAUGAUGCUGCUGUUGUGCCACUGGGAUGGCUGCCUGACCUUCAUGGUGCCUAUGCUGCAAGACUUCCCCCCAGACUGCUGGGUAUCCAAAAACAACAUGGUGAAUACUACAUGGCACCUACAGUACUCCUAUGCCCUCUUUAUGGCCAUGAGUCACAUGCUGUGUAUAGGGUAUGGUGCCCACCCUCCAGAAGGCCUGACUGACGUUUGGCUCACCAUGAUCAGUAUGGUCGUGGGGGCCACCUGCUACGCCAUGUUCCUUGGUCAUGCAGCGAACCUGGUCCAGUCCUUGGAUGCAUCACAUCGCCAGUAUCAAGAGAAGUACAAGCAAGUGGAGCAGUACAUGUCGUUCCAUAAACUGCCGGCGGAUGUAAGACAGAGGAUCCAUGAUUAUUACGAGCAGCGAUUCCAAGGCAAGAUGUUCGAUGAGGACAGCAUCCUUGGAGAGCUCAGUGAUCCGCUGAAGGAGGAGAUUGUCAGCUAUAACUGCCGUGGGCUUGUAGCCAACAUGCCACUGUUUGCCAACACCGACCCUCAUUUUGUGACAGUGAUCCUGACCAAGCUGCGUUUCGAAGUCUUCCAACCUGCGGACCUUAUUAUACGAGAAGGAACGCUGGGUCGGAAAAUGUACUUCAUCCAGCACGGCAGCGUCACUGUCAUCCCACGUGGCAGUAAAGAGAUUACACUCAACGAUGGAGCAUAUUUUGGAGAGAUCUGCCUGCUAACCCAAGGACGACGCACAGCCACCGUGAGGGCUGAAACCUACUGUCGCCUUUACUCCCUGAGCGUGGACAGUUUCAACGAGGUCCUGGAGGAGCAUCCUCUAAUGAGGAGGGCGUUUGAGAGUGCGGCUGUGGACCGACUGGGCCGGGUGGCUCGCAGACCCAGUUAUCAGCCUCCACCAGAUGAGUGAUUUCCUCAGUACCAACGAAGAAAGACGCCUGCCAGAAAUGUGGAGGAUAUUUGUCAUGCUGUGACUGAUCUUGACCCCAUAACAAAGAAACCUUUGUUGUAAAUUUGACUAAUUGCAGUUUACUUUAGUGCUCAAUGAUGGAUGUAGAACCUCAGUUUUAUUUAUUUACACAUUAUUGCUGCACUUGGUUGAAAAUAGUGCACCUUCAGUUGAUUUUGUUUUGUUACUUGGUUCUCAAGGCGUUAGCUGAAAUCAAAUUUUGUGUUAGAUCUUUGUAUAUAUUUCAUGUUAGAUUCAUUGUGUCAUUUACAAAUCGAUGAAAAAAAAAUCACAAUUUUCUAGUUUCUUCAGCAACUUUGGUGAUACAUGUGCUUUUUUACCAUUGGCAACAUUAGCUUUUUCAAAUGUAAAUACUGCUUUAAUAGUUAUUUUUAGUUGCCUGUAUGCUUUCUGGCACUGCAGUUUCAUAAUCCAUCACAUCAUUUAUACGAGCGCGGGAGCACCAGCUGGGCUACACAUCACAUGGCUGAAUGUAGCGCUGAUUCUAAUGAUCCCUCAGAUCUGAAGGUUGCAUCAAGUCACGAUUUAAUAUCAAUGUUCACUGAGGAUAAGCUGCUGUGAUGUAAUAACUCCAACUGUACAGAUACAGAUUGCACACAGAUAUGCAUCAUUGUUUAAAUGGCCACAUUUAAUAGUGUUCAAACUUGAAGAGGUAAUCUAAAAAAAAUUACCUUUUCAUCUCUCCAAUUCGGUGUCCAGUAUUACUUUGAUUUCUUUCCACACAUGGACUUAAGUUACUGACUUUCCUUUUGAAUAACACUUUCAUCUGUUUUAAUUCUCUGCUGGCAAUUAAUAUGCAAACAAACAUUUCGCUUUAAA